Corythoichthys intestinalis (scribbled pipefish) is the source of this 1802-nucleotide messenger RNA. RefSeq names its product general transcription factor IIA, 1-like (gene gtf2a1l). The transcript has 9 exons. Lineage: Eukaryota; Metazoa; Chordata; Actinopteri; Syngnathiformes; Syngnathidae. The record is from RefSeq and is a predicted model, not a curated record. Gene Ontology annotation, biological process: transcription by RNA polymerase II; transcription initiation at RNA polymerase II promoter. The coding region runs from base 132 to 1466 and encodes 444 amino acids. Gene Ontology annotation, cellular component: transcription factor TFIIA complex.
GAUCUUUAUGAGAGGCCCAAAGCCAAUUGCAAUUUCUCUGUGGAGGCUGAUUACUAUCACCUGUGAAAGAGAGUGGACCAUAUUAGUUCGGAUAGAAGUGUUCUGUGUCUGCUAUUUGUUUGCUUUCAAUCAUGCUGACCAGCGGCGUGGUAGUGGCCAAAUUCUAUUUGUCAAUAAUUGAUGAUGUCAUUGAGAAUACAAGGGAGCUGUUCUUGGAUGAGGGCCUUGAAGACUGCAUCCUGGAUGAUUUACGGAAUCUUUGGGAGACAAAAGUGAUGGCGUCAAAAGCUAUGGACGACUUCAGGAUGAACAAUGACGACUCUCCCAACUUUGUGCUGCAGCUUCCAGCGAACUAUAGCAGCACUGAAACGGAACUCCCAGCUUCGAUAGAAAGCCCCGGAAGAGAAUAUUCACAGAAUAUUCACAAUUUUCCUGUUAAGAACAAUUCUGAGACCGUUACUACAUUCUCACUUCCUGCUGGCCUAUCUUACCCUGUGCAGAUACCCGCUGGAGUCACUCUACAAACGGCUUCUGGUCAACUUUACAAGGUCAACGUUCCUGUUGUAGUCACUCAGGCCCCAGCAGGUCAGCAAACAUUAUCCCAACCGGCACAGAAGGCAACUGAGCAAAGAGAACCUCCUGAUCCUCUGCUGGUUUCAGUCCAACCCAAUGAAACACUACCUCAAGAGGUUUUGCCACCAAAUGAUGUUAUUUUACAUUCUCAGCAAGACCCUACACCAAAGUCCCCACAAACUGAGGUAGCACCCGCUACUCAUCUAUCAUCUGUAUUGACUGCCAACGAGUUAAAUCCUUGUCCAGUGGACUUUGGUGCCAGAACCUUAGGUGUCAGUCAAUUGUUCGACUUCCAGACCGGCAGCGAAGAGGCUUUGACGGAAACCCCUCAAUUUAAGAGCAGCGAUAUCGACGACAUCCUUAAAGAAGUCAUUGCAGAGGAGCGAGAAAAAGCAGCAAGGGCAAGAAACUUGGCUCACAACAAAUCUUACGACCGGCCUGAAGCCAUACUUGGGUUGGAACUGGACUACAACUACAAUGAACUGUCAGAUAUCAUCCAGCUGGAUGGUACGGUGGACAGUUCAGAUCUGGAAGAGGAAGACGUCAUGCCACUACAGGAGAAUGACUUCCUAGGUAUGAUCAACGCAGAGGCUCUUAGGGCAUUGCAGGAAGAAGGGGUGAGCAGUGAUGGAAAUAGCACUUCCUCCACUAGUGACAGCGACGGAGUUGAUGAACUUAAAAAUAUAGAUGAUGAGGAUCCGUUAAAUUCAGGUGAUGAUGUAUUUGAACAAGAUGUCACAGACCUGUUCGAUUCAGAGACUGUCAUAGUUUGCCAAUAUGACAAAAUUCACCGCAGUAAGAAUCGCUGGAAGUUCCACUUGAAAGAUGGAGUCAUGUGUUAUGGUGGAAGGGAUUAUGUGUUCUCUAAAGCUGUUGGGGAAGUAGAAUGGUAAUGUUUUGCUUUUCAUUUUGUUUAGCGUUUAUCCUCUCUCAGCUGACUUUGGGUGAACCUGAGCUGGUUGCCAGACAAUCGCUGAGGCUGCUAUAAUGAUGGAAGAUGAAACAAUAUGAACAGAGGGCGGUGCCAAAUUAGAUAUUUUCUCAUCAUUGUGUUAGCACUUUGGUUUAAUGCCAGUCAUGUUGCCAAUCCUUGUUUGAUUGUUUUUUUCUAAUUCCUGUCGGCAGCAUGCAAUAAACCUUAAAAUUGCUGGUUAGUAUUAAGAUGGGUCUCGAUUUCUACACUCACGAACACAAAUAUUCGGUACACCCAUAGUCGGAAUUUGACUUUU